Messenger RNA from Zymoseptoria tritici IPO323, 1276 nucleotides. RefSeq lists its product as uncharacterized. The coding region runs from base 109 to 1038 and encodes 309 amino acids. Lineage: Eukaryota; Fungi; Ascomycota; Dothideomycetes; Mycosphaerellales; Mycosphaerellaceae. The transcript has a single exon. The record is from RefSeq and is a predicted model, not a curated record.
GGGUAAUGACCUAUUUGCGAUCUCGACCCGUUCCCCCAUUGGUGUCUGCUGCUCUCUCAACGACGUCCUCAAGAUAGCGCUCCGCAUUGCUUCGGCUGGACUGCAACCAUGAGCAGACCGACCUUGGCGUCCACAUACCAGACUCAUCCCAGUUGGAGCAGGGCCAGCCUGGACGACCCGUUUGCGACACCGAGCACUGAACCGACCGGCUUACCUGCAAUCCCUCGUCCUGUCGCGCAACGAUCAUCGGUCUACAGCGAGAAACAGCAACACUACCACCACACCGAUCGGCCGUUGAAUGGUGGAGCGCACGAUGAUCAAGCGGCUGUCUCACAGAAAACAGCUUCCAUGUCCUCGGAGGGCGGAAGCUCGGCCAUGACACAAAUAUCAUCAAUCGACUUGGAAAAGAGCAGGCACGCGAGACAAUCGGCAGCGAAGAAGGCGCAUGGUACUGGUGGUGAUCCCGAGAAGGGGUAUGCAAGUCCCGCACAAGGCACACCUCAGCAGAGUCGACGACAGAGUGCAGCAAGGAUAGCGUAUGUGGAGGAGGACGAAGAGUUCGACGAGUCCACAGAGCUGCAAGAGCAGAAGGCUUUGAAGAUUCUCCUCUUCCUGUCAGGACCAUGUGUGGUUCUUUCAUUCCUCAACGCCAUCUGGACGCUCAUAUCACUGGUCCUUACUACUCUCACCCAGCCUGUCCGCCUCUGCGCGCGGCGACCGUCUUUUGGACAGCAAUUGAGUGGCCUCGCCGGGCCAGCGCUGAACCUCCAGCUCAAGUCGAUUUACACACCACUACCUCCGCACGCCGACGAAGACACAAGCUACCGCGCUGGAACUCUGGUCAUGGUGCAACUGCUCACUCCAUUUGCGAGUCUCGGAAUGAUGGUCGCCGCGUGGGUUGCAGCCGUCUUCUGGCUCGCAUCGGCAGUGGUUGGCGAUCCAGCAGGCAUGGACAAGCGGGACGAUGGCAAGGAGACGAUCUUGACACUUCGAAACUGGUGGGAAAAGUGGCUCGCGAGGUGUAUUCGGGAGGACUGAGGCGAGGGGACCGCCAGACCAUCCUUGCGGGGAUGUGUAAUGACACAGCAGUUUGUGCUUGAUGCUUGAUGCUUGAUGAAGAUUUCCUGGUCGUAUCAGCGAGCAUACUGUUUUAGCGAGGAGCUGGAGGCGUUAUAGCUGAUUUUACAGCUCGAUACCAAUGUUGAUUUUGAUAGCUUGAAUCCCUCGGAUAUGUGUACUAUAUACCUGAAUGGAUGGACACCGAGUAAUUGUUCCA